Caenorhabditis remanei is the source of this 390-nucleotide messenger RNA. RefSeq lists its product as uncharacterized. The coding region runs from base 1 to 390 and encodes 129 amino acids. The transcript is spliced from 3 exons. NCBI's taxonomy places the organism in Eukaryota, Metazoa, Nematoda, Chromadorea, Rhabditida, Rhabditidae. The record is from RefSeq and is a predicted model, not a curated record.
AUGUCUCCAAACCGUGCCCUCAUUAUUCUGGGAGUUUCAAUUGGAAUAACCUCUGCACUCCACAUAUCAGGAGUAUUUACGAACUGUUGGAUAAACUAUGGCAAAAAUUGUACAGGCAUAGUCCCAUUUGAUUCGUCGGGACCUGCGUGGUUAGUGGCGUCUAGUUGGAUGUUGUCCUCGGUUGGAGUUAUGGUUAUCAUUAUGGCGACGUAUAUUGUUUUAGUAAUGGAAGUCCUCAAACGCGGUUAUCACAUCACAAUUCGCAAAUUGCUUUCAGUAAUUGACAGCUUAUCAUUGCUCAAUGUUCUUCUAAUUUAUAUUUCUAUCAUAGUCAUCCAAUCCAAUCUUGAUACAUACACAAAUGGAAAGGUAAGUACCAAUCGAGUCUAA